UUUUUUUUUCAUUCUUUUUUUUUCCUCUUUUUCUUUGAUUAUUUUUUUUUAUUAAAAUGGAAGAUAUAAACGAUUACUGGAAAGUUUUGGAUUAUCCGCCUUUAUUUACUACUGUUGAUUGGAAUGAAAAUCAACCUUCUUCUACUCAUAAUACAUUUAUACCCAUGGAAAUUAAUCAACAAAAGAUAGCUCCACCGUUUCAAAGAAGACGCAGUUCUUCUGUUGAUUUACCUGUAAAUCCAUUUUAUUCAAGCAGAUUUAAUAAUAAUUUAACAAUACAAGAAGAGGAAAAACCGAUAAUAAAGCAGGAAGAAAUAGAUGCUCUUGAUUUAUCUACUUCAACCAAUAAUUUACAUGUAGUUUCAAAUACAUCACCUUCUUUAUCUACUUGCUCUUCAAAUAAUAAGGAUGAACAUAUGACUUCAACUUCUUCUUUAAAAGAUCAUAAUAUGCAACAACCUCAAAUUAAAAUUCAAUACCCUCCUAGUCCUCCUACUUCACAACAACAAAAGACACUAAUUACUUCUACCUAUUUUCCUGAAUUACCUCGAACUUCUUUUCAUGAUUUAGGAAAACAACUAAGACAACAUACAAAAAGAAGAAGAUCUUCUUCUCUACCUCCUGCCUUUCAUGCUACUAACAAGCAUCAACAAAAACCACCUGCCCCCAUCGUUUUUACUCAAAUUCAAGUGACUGAUCCUACUCCUAUACAACAUACUCAAAAGGCUGCUAAAGUAGAAGUCCCUCCUAUUGCUAUUGAACGUGUUCCAAAAAAGAAAGCACAGCAAAUGAAUGAAUCCACUAUACCUAUUGAUCCUAUCUUGAAACAAAAAAAUUGGACGAAAAAUUAAUCCGAUUAAACUUUGAUGAUGUGACAGUAGCAGAAUUAAAAGAAGUGCUAAAGGAACGUGGAUUAUGUACGAUAGGUAAAAAAGCAAUCUUAAUUCAUCGUCUAAAGGAUGCUCGUAAUCAACUGUUAACAAGGUUGAAACCGCCUACACCUCCUAGAGAUCAUUUAACGAUAUCAGCGUCACCUGCUAUACAAGGAUUAGCUGAUAUGACGAUUCAUUCACCUAAUCUUUUUUCACCUAUUAUAGAAGAUUCGA
Molecule: messenger RNA, 1106 nt
Organism: Cokeromyces recurvatus
Lineage: Eukaryota; Fungi; Mucoromycota; Mucoromycetes; Mucorales; Mucoraceae
Exons: 2
Coding region: 57-851 (264 amino acids)
Source: RefSeq, a predicted model, not a curated record